AUGGCUUCUUUACUCUUCGGCGGUCGACUCGCAGUUCGCUCAGUAAACCGACAUGUACAACUCAGACAUAGCGCAGUACGAUGGAACAGCUCUAUUUCGCAACGGCCAGGGUCGGCUACAGUCCGAUUCCCUGGCGCUGUCGAUAGCAAAUUCACAUCCGAAAUGGCAUUUUCCCGACCGUCAUCGUCGCCUGCUAUGCCUACGUAUCGUGUGAUGGAUUCUGAUGGUGUUAUCGUGGAUAAAAAGCAUGAGCCGACUGAUGUCUCGACUGAGGAGAUAAUAACGUGGUACAAGAAUAUGUUGACUGUGAAUAUAAUGGAUGUCAUCAUGUUCGAGGCUCAAAGACAGGGUCGCUUGAGUUUUUAUAUGGUCUCAGCCGGAGAAGAAGGUAUCGCUGUUGGAUCUGCCUCUGCCUUGGAAGACCACGAUGUUGUAUUUUGUCAGUAUCGGGAAUCUGGUGUAUUCCAGCAACGCGGAUUUACGAUGAAACAGUUCAUGGCGCAGUUAUUCGCGAAUAGACAUGAUUCAGGUCAAGGGAGAAAUAUGCCCGUUCAUUAUGGACUUGAAUAUCCUCGUAUCUUUACAAUUUCCUCUCCACUAGCGACGCAACUUCCACAGGCCGCUGGUGCUGCGUAUGCCAUGAAAAUACAAGCUCUACAAAACCCGAAUAAUCCAGCUGGUGUCGUUGCAUGUUACUUUGGAGAAGGUGCCGCUAGCGAGGGUGAUUUCCAUGCAGCACUGAACAUGGCUGCGACUCGCUCUUGCCCUAUCGUCUUCAUUUGCAGAAAUAACGGUUUCGCGAUCUCCACGCCCACGCUAGAACAAUAUCGUGGUGAUGGUAUCGCGAGCCGAGGUAUUGGUUAUGGUAUUGACACUAUCCGUGUCGAUGGAAACGACAUCUUUGCUGUUCGUGAGGCAACCAAGGAAGCACGGCGCAUGGCCCUCGAGAAUGGCGGCCGGCCCAUUCUGAUUGAGGCGAUGAGUUAUCGUGUCUCUCACCACAGUACCAGUGAUGACAGCUUCACGUAUCGCGCCCGAGUUGAGGUAGAAGACUGGAAACGUCGAGACAAUCCCAUCAUUCGACUACGGAAAUGGCUCGAGAGUAAAGGAGCGUGGAAUGAAGAACUUGAACAGCAGGCCCGAACAGAUCUUCGCGCAGCCAUUUUGAAGGAGUUCAACGCUGCUGAGCGUGAAAAGAAGCCUGCAUUGAAAGAGAUGUUCAACGAUGUUUAUGAGAGUCUUACUGAGGAACAAGAGAUGCAACGUGAGGCGUUGAGGAAACACCUGGAAAAAUAUCCAGAUGAGUAUAAUAUUAAUGACCAUGAGCAUGGUAUUAAGGGGCUAUAA
This is a messenger RNA of Talaromyces stipitatus ATCC 10500, 1347 nucleotides long. Its product is annotated as 2-oxoisovalerate dehydrogenase complex alpha subunit, putative. The record is from RefSeq and is a predicted model, not a curated record. Gene Ontology annotation, molecular function: oxidoreductase activity, acting on the aldehyde or oxo group of donors, disulfide as acceptor. Lineage: Eukaryota; Fungi; Ascomycota; Eurotiomycetes; Eurotiales; Trichocomaceae. Bases 1 to 1347 code for a protein of 448 amino acids. The transcript has 4 exons. Gene Ontology annotation, biological process: branched-chain amino acid catabolic process; phosphorelay signal transduction system.